Molecule: messenger RNA, 1503 nt
Organism: Lodderomyces pseudojiufengensis
Lineage: Eukaryota; Fungi; Ascomycota; Pichiomycetes; Serinales; Debaryomycetaceae
Product: guanine deaminase
Exons: 1
Coding region: 1-1503 (500 amino acids)
Biological process (GO): guanine metabolic process
Cellular component (GO): cytosol
Molecular function (GO): guanine deaminase activity; zinc ion binding
Source: RefSeq, a predicted model, not a curated record
AUGCCAGAAUCAACUGAACCAAUAACGCCAAAAGCCAUAGAUCCAAUAAAAUAUACAAUAUUUUAUGGAACUUUUAUUCAUACUCCAACUUUAUCAAAUUUAGAAAUUAAUUUAUUUACAUUAGUUGGGAUAGAUCAAAAUGGAACUAUUGAUUUUAUUUAUAAAAACAAUAAUCAAAUAACAAACGAGGAUGAAUUGAAAAAAACAUUUAUACGAAAAAGAAAUGAAUCAAACAAUAACAAAAUUGAACUUCAAGAUAUAACAUUUAUCAACUACUCAAAAGAUUUAUCUAAAUUUUUCUUUCCUGGAUUUAUUGAUACUCAUAUACAUGCAUCACAAUACCCCAAUAUAGGUGUUGGAUUAGGAGUUCCAUUAUUAGAUUGGUUAAAAGAAUAUACAUAUCCAGUCGAAAAUGAAUUUUCAUCACCCGUUACUAAAUUUGAAUUUGCAAAAUUGAUUUAUUCAAAAGUUAUAGCCAGAACCUUGAGUAAUGGUACAACUUGUGCUUCAUAUUUUACUACAAUUGAUUUAGAUACAACUAAAUUAUUUGCUGAUUUAUUAUUAACAUAUGGACAAAGAGGAUUUGUUGGAAAAGUAUGUAUGGAUCAUAAUGAUGUAUAUGAAGAAUAUGAAGAAAGUGAAUCAGAUUGUAUUCAAUCAAUGAAUGAAUUAAUAAAUUAUUGUAAUGAAAUAAAUCCCAAACUGGAAAACUUAAUAAAACCAAUUAUAACUCCAAGAUUUGCACCAGUUUGUUCUUCAAGUUUAUUAAAUACUUUGGGAUCAAUGAGUAAAAAAUAUAACUUACCAAUUCAAACUCAUAUAAGUGAAAAUUUAGAAGAAAUAAAACUAGUUAAAAAAUUAUUUCCUGAAAGUGAAGGUUAUGCAGAAGUGUAUAAUGAAGCAGGAUUAUUAAAUAAUAGAACAAUAUUAGCUCAUGCAAUUCAUUUAACUAAAAAAGAAUCAAAUUUAAUUUCAGAAAAACAAUGUUCAAUAUCUCAUUGUCCUACUUCAAAUACAUUCAUAUCAAGUGGUGAAGCUCCUAUAUAUAAAUAUUUAAAUAAAUAUAAUAUUAAUGUUUCUUUGGGAACAGAUGUAAGUGGAGGAUUUGAUUCAAGUAUUUUACAAAUGAUUAAAUUUUCAAUUCUAGUUAGUCAUCAUUUAUCAAUGAAAAAAAAUAAAUCAACCGAUGAAGAAGAAGAUGUUAGGUUGUCAUUAUCAACUGCUUUAUAUAUGGCAACAAUGGGAGGAGCAAAAGCAGUUGGUUUACAAGAUAAAAUUGGUUCUUUUGAUAUUGGUAAAAAAUUUGAUGCUCAAUUAAUUGAUUUAUCAAGUAAAAAUUCAAAUAUUGAUAUUUUUAAUUGGCAUAUACCAAAUUUUAAAGACAAUGAAGAAGAAAAUUUUAAAAAAAUUAAAGAUUUAUUAGGUAAAUGGGUUUUCAGUGGUGAUGAUCGUAAUACUACAAAAGUAUGGUGUAAUGGUAGAUUAGUUAUAGAUAAAAGUUAA